AUGCUCCUCGGCGGCUUUGCAUCGAUCGCGCUGGCGCUCGCAUCCGUGUCGCCGGACGUGCUGCCGCCAAAUGCGCUGCCACCGAACGCGCUGCCGAAUGCGGACGCGUCGCUGCCCGCGCCAAAGGCGCUGAAGCCCUGCCGCGGCGAGAGCGACUGCAUCUCCUCCGCCGGGACCGAGAGCCCGAACCACUUCCAGGCGCCGCUGGCCCUUGGCGCCGGCGGCCGCGCGGCCGCGUACCGCGGCGCCGUCGGCGCGCUGCGCGAGGCCGGCUGCGCCGUCCGCGGCGACGCCGCGACCUACGUCGUCGCGAGCUGCCCCGACGGCGACGACGUCGAGCUGCUCCUGAGGGACGACGUCGCCACCUUCCGCGCGGCCGCGCGGCGCAAGGGCCUCACGCCGCCCUGGUGCACGGAGAAGAACUGCAUCAACGGGAGCAUGGCGCAGCGGAAGCGCGUGCUGGCGCUCGGCGCGAAAUUGGGCUGGUCGCCGAUCGACUCGACGAACAUGGAGGACGAGGGGCGAUGGACGCCCAUCUUCUUCAACACCGACGCCGUACCGAGGGACGAGUACACCCUCACCGUCGUCGUCGCCGCCGCCGCCGCCGCCGCCGAUGCCGCCUGGGUCCCGCCGAACGCGACGGCGCGGCCCAUCUGGCACCUCGGCGGCCUCGACAACGCGCCGGGCUACGUCGGCGACGCCAACGGCAUGAUGCUCCGCGGCGGGCUCUACCACGUCGCCUGGCAGUGCUUCCUCAAGGAGGGCGAGCGCAUGCGCUGGUGCCACAGCGCGUCCCGGGACCUC
Messenger RNA from Aureococcus anophagefferens, 804 nucleotides. RefSeq lists its product as hypothetical. NCBI's taxonomy places the organism in Eukaryota, Pelagophyceae, Pelagomonadales, Pelagomonadaceae. The record is from RefSeq and is a predicted model, not a curated record. The annotation marks the transcript as partial. The transcript is spliced from 2 exons.